This is a messenger RNA of Parnassius mnemosyne (clouded apollo), 1150 nucleotides long. The record is from the annotation of a GenBank genome assembly. Lineage: Eukaryota; Metazoa; Arthropoda; Insecta; Lepidoptera; Papilionidae.
AGUCGUUGUCGCUUGUCAUUUCAUGAAGCACGUCGGUUGAGUUGAUCGAAUGGUCAACGAAAAUUGUUAUUGUUGUUAACGGACCACAUCACGUGCGUUUUGAUUUAAUUCUUACAUUCAAAUAUUAAAUUAAUCGCUGUAUUUUUAAAUUGGUAAAGUGACAUAAAAAUAAAUAUUUGGAUUAUUAUUCUUACAGCAAUGGCGGCUUUCAACGUUGUGCUGGGCUGUAUAAUGGCACUGCUCAUCAUAUUGUUCACAAUCAGUUCCAUUGCCCGAUAUUAUAUAAAGUUUACUUUGUUCCUGGUGCUGUCUUUAUCAUUUGCAACACUUCCGAUACCCCUCAUGUUAUUCCGACCAUUUGAUCCAAAAAAUGCAUUGAUACCAGCAGCAUUGUUGAGGUUUUCGUCGAGAUUGCUAGGGAUACGGUGGAAGGUGCGGGGUCUAGAAAAUGUAGAUGACUCACGAGGCGCCGUGGUGUUGCUUAACCACCAGAGUAGCAUCGACCUCUUCGCUCUAGCAGUGCUAUGGCCUCUUAUGGCGCGUUGCACGGUGGUGUCCAAGCGAGAGCUUCAAUACCUAGUGCCAUUUGGCACUGCUUCCUGGCUAUGGGGUACAGUUUUCAUUGACCGGGGUGCUCGAUCUGCGCACUCCGUCCUGAACCAACAGAGCAACGCUGUUCGGGAACACAAGCGAAAACUGCUGUUGUUUCCUGAAGGGACUCGACAUUUGGGGGACAAACUUCUGCCAUUCCGAAAAGGUGCUUUCCACGUUGCGAUGGACGCUCGAGCUCCUAUCCAGCCUAUCGUUGUUUCGAAAUAUCAUUUCUUGGAUGCAAAGCAACCUCGUUUUGGAUCCGGUGACGUAAUAGUAACAAUAUUGCCAAUUAUCGAGACUGAGAAUCUGCAAAAGGAAGAUAUUCCAAAUUUGAUGGAAAAAACACAAAUACUGAUGCAAGAAGAAUUCACAAGAACCUCUGCUGAGACAAAACCAAGACUUUCUCUUUAAGAUGAUAAGGAUAUUAUGUAAUAUCAUAUUUUUAUAUGCAUAAAAAGGGUCUGUGAUAAAAUUUCAAAUGUGCGUGGUGCCAAUAAUGAUAAUGUUAUUAACUAUUCGUAUUUUAUGUGAACGUAUACUUAAUAAAAUGGAAUAU